UAGACACCUUCUCCCUCUCUCUUGGUUCUUGCUUAUUUAAAAGAACCCUUUUCUGCCCCCCUCUUUUCUCUCUCUACACUUCCUUUUUGGGUUCUUGGGACCGUAGACCUCACGCUCGCCUUCACUUCAAUGGCUUCUUGGAGAUUAAUGGCAGCCCUCCUUCUUCACCUUCUACCCUUAGCUGCCAUGGCUGCUCAAGAUGCUUUUGUAGGUGUGAACAUAGGCACUGCCGUAACCGACAUGCCGAACCCGACCCAGGUGGUGGCCCUUCUCAAGGCCCAACAAAUCCGCCACGUCAGACUCUACGACGCUGACCCGGCAAUGCUGACUGCUCUAGCGGGAACCGGAAUCCGCGUAACCGUUUCCGUCCCAAACCAACAGCUUCUCGCCAUCGGGCAGUCCAACGCCACUGCCGCCAAUUGGGUUGCCCGUAACAUCCUCACCCAUGUCCCCGCCACCAACAUCACCGCCAUCUCAGUAGGCUCCGAAGUCCUCACCAUCAUCCCUAACGCCGCCCCGGUUUUAGUCUCCGCCCUUCAAUACAUCCACGCUGCCCUAACCGCCGCUAGGCUUGACUCCCGUAUCAAAGUCUCCACUGCCCACUCGUCUUCGAUUAUUCUCGACUCGUUUCCACCGUCGCAAGCCUUCUUUAACCGCACGUGGGACCCGGUUAUGGUCCCGUUGCUCAGGUUCCUACAGUCCACCGGAUCAUACCUCAUGCUUAACGUCUACCCGUAUUACGAUUACAUGCAAUCACACGAUGCAAUCCCGUUAGAUUACGCAUUGUUCCGCCCUCUGCCGCCGAAUAAAGAAGCCGUGGAUUCGAACACCAUGCUGCAUUAUACUAACGUUUUCGAUGCGGUGGUAGACGCCGCCUAUUUUGCAAUGUCGUAUUUGAACUUCACAAACAUUCCGAUCGUCGUAACGGAAUCGGGCUGGCCCUCAAAGGGUGAUUCUACCGAGCCCGAUGCGACGCUUGACAACGCAAACACUUAUAAUAGUAAUUUGAUUAAACAUGUUUUGAACAACACGGGGACCCCGAAACACCCUGGGGUGGCGGUGAGUACGUUCAUUUACGAGCUUUACAACGAGGAUGCGCGAACGGGCGCGGUGUCAGAAAAGAACUGGGGGCUGUUUGAUGCAAACGGGAGACCGGUUUAUGUGUUGCAUUUAACGGGUUCGGGAAGUAUGCUUGCUAAUGACACGACGAACCAGACUUUUUGUGUGGCUAAAGACGGUGCAGACCGGAAGAUGUUGCAGGCGGCUUUGGACUGGGCUUGUGGACCGGGGAAAGUUGACUGUUCGGCUAUGGUUCAGGGUGCGCCCUGUUAUGAGCCCGAUACUGUUGUUGCACAUGCCAGUUACGCUUUUGAUGCUUAUUAUUAUAAGAUGGGUAUGGCUGAAGGAACUUGCGAUUUUAAAGGGGUCGCCACCAUUACUACCACCGAUCCAAGUCAUGGCAGUUGCGUGUUUCCAGGAAGUAAUGGGAGUAACGGGACGUUUAUAAACGGUACAUCGCUGGCUCCAUCUUCGAAUUCAACUUCAUCAGGUAGCUCGUUAUCUUUUCACACAGGCAAUUCGAUUUCUUGUGUGACAAUUUCCGUAGUGUUACUCUUGAGCGCGGUAUUCUUGUAAGCGGUCUUAAAAAGUCUGGCUCGUGAUUACCGUUACCGGAUAUUGUUCCUCUCCAAGAAGCUUGGAAGGUAAGGGGUGGUUUGAAACUCGAAAAGAAUUGUGAGAUUUAGGUUUGUGGUAGGGAUGAAUUCGUUUGUAAAUUGUAGAAACAAGCGAAUCGCGAUUUGAUCAUUGUAACCGAUCAUUCUUGGAGCAAUUUUUUCGGUCAUUUUUGAGGUUGAUAUUGUUAGGGAAGUAGAAUGGGUGUUUGGACUUGCAUUUUUGAGGUUAGUUAUCUGUUGCAACUUGCAA
Messenger RNA from Helianthus annuus (common sunflower), 1926 nucleotides. RefSeq names its product glucan endo-1,3-beta-glucosidase 3. Gene Ontology annotation, molecular function: hydrolase activity, hydrolyzing O-glycosyl compounds. The coding region runs from base 130 to 1635 and encodes 501 amino acids. Gene Ontology annotation, cellular component: plasma membrane. NCBI's taxonomy places the organism in Eukaryota, Viridiplantae, Streptophyta, Magnoliopsida, Asterales, Asteraceae. The transcript is spliced from 4 exons. The record is from RefSeq and is a predicted model, not a curated record. Gene Ontology annotation, biological process: carbohydrate metabolic process.